This is a messenger RNA of Pestalotiopsis fici W106-1, 618 nucleotides long. RefSeq lists its product as uncharacterized. Gene Ontology annotation, molecular function: carbon-sulfur lyase activity. Lineage: Eukaryota; Fungi; Ascomycota; Sordariomycetes; Amphisphaeriales; Sporocadaceae. The coding region runs from base 1 to 618 and encodes 205 amino acids. The record is from RefSeq and is a predicted model, not a curated record. The transcript has a single exon.
AUGUCCUCCAUUAAUCAAACAGAGCGCCCCAGCGUGGACAAGCCGUGGCUCCCUCUAGGACAAGACGGUUUCUCAAAUGAGAAGACGGCAACGGCAACAUGCUACUGCGGUAGUGUCCAGCUUGAAUUUGUGAGUAUCAACAUUACCACUGGAUGGAAUGCGCCCCCGCUGAUACCAUCUUACACCCUGGAUAAACAGCCAGUCGAGGGCGAUGACAUGGUCGACUCGUUCAUUUGCAACUGCACCGACUGCCGCAAGAUCACGGCCUCCGUCUUUGCCUCCAAUCUCAUCAUCCGGGACCGAGGAAUCAAGCAUCUGCGCGGCCGGGACAAGCUCACCGAGUUUGGCCAAAACCGCACCAUUGUCACGGGCAACACCAUGACCAAUUACUUUUGUUCCGUCUGCGGUACGCUCAUGUAUCGCAUUAGCAGCGCCUCGCCGGAUAAGAAAAUCAUGAGGCUCGGUACCGUGGACGACUUUAACCUGCACGAGACCAAGCUCAAGCCAAGGAUUGAGCAGUUUUGCAAAGACCGGGUUGCUUGGUUUAGUGGCGGUGACGGCGUGAAGCAAUAUGACGGGAAUUAUUAUGGCGGAUCGUCCAAGAAGGCUUCUGUAUAG